GAACGCGGUGUUACAAUUAGUUCGAAAUAAUUUUCCCAGAUGUUGAAUUUAAUUCUGUAUCCCCCUGUAUCGAAAUUUAUUGCAAGAAAUUUCUGUAACGCAAGUUAUAUUGAAAGUUGUGUGUGUGCGCCGUAGUACUCGUUGCGCUAGGAAUUAUAGUUUGUUUGUUAUAACUCGCGAACGCGGUGCUACAAUUAGUUCGAAAUAAUUUUUCUAGAUGGUGAAUUUAAUUCUGUAUCCUCCUGUAUAGAAAUUUAUUGCAAGAAAAUUCCGUAACGCGAGUUAUAUUGAAAGUUGUGUGUGUGCGCCGUAGUACUCGUUGCGCUAGGAAUUGAGUCUCUACUACCGCCACCUUCGUACGGUGCCUUGAAUGGGAGUCACUACAGUCGCUACCUUCGUACGGUGCCCUAAAUGGGACUCUUUAUGGAUCCUUUGGAUGAAGCAUUGGCAAUUCCUGAGAUGCCCAAGUUUAUCAAUAAGGAGCAAGUUGAGAGAUUCCGUGGUACUGGUAGAGUGCGUAUUGAGGAUGAUGUUUUGACUACUGAAAAUGGAUGUGUCAACUGGACUAAAAUACCCAGAACUGUCCACGAAAUUGAAGAUUGGAUUGCCGGUGUUGAUGAUGAUUCCAAACACGAUUGAAUGAAUUUACAACAUUUUGAAGCUGAUAUUGAUAUCAUAUUAUGUAUCUAGUGAAAUGGUAUAAAAGGGCAUUAUAUAAUUGCAUAUUAUUAUCCUGUUUUCAUGCAUGUAUUGUUAAAAAUGCUGUAUAUAUUGAGGAAUUGAGUUUGUGAUUCUACAUGUUUGAAUAAAAUUGUUGUUUUAUA
Dalotia coriaria is the source of this 824-nucleotide messenger RNA. Its product is annotated as xaa-Pro dipeptidase-like. The record is from RefSeq and is a predicted model, not a curated record. NCBI's taxonomy places the organism in Eukaryota, Metazoa, Arthropoda, Insecta, Coleoptera, Staphylinidae. The transcript has 4 exons. Bases 412 to 639 code for a protein of 75 amino acids.